AUGGCUGCUUCAGUGAUGAUGAAGUUGGCGUUGCUCAUUCUGUCCAUCACCUCGCAUCAGGUUCUAGCGGCGCACCACCAGCAUACCAUCAACGUCCAGUCCUUGCUAUCCAGCGAGAUGUGCUCUUCGGCACCUGCGGCUCCAGUAACCCAAGCAUCUCUUCCUGGAGCUGCUGGAAGCACCCUCCAAAUCGUCCGCCGCUUGUGCCUGCAAACCGGCAACAACAAGACGGUGUCUGACCACUACACCGCCAUCCUGCACCGAGACCACCACCGUGUCCGGUCCAUCCACCGCCACCUCGCCGGGUCCCAAAGCACAAUUACCAUUCCUGCUCGCCUGGGCCUUCCCUUCCACAGUCUGGAGUACGUCGUCACCAUCGGCAUCGGAACCCCGCCGCAGAACUUCACCGUCCUCUUCGACACCGGCAGCGACCUCACCUGGGUCCAGUGCGCGCCCUGCGGCGACUCCUGCCACGCCCAGGAAGAACCCCUGUUCGACCCGAAGAAUUCCAACACGUACGCCAACAUCCAGUGCGACGCGCCGGAGUGCCAUAUCCGCGGUGGCGGCGAACCAAACAGCUGCGGAUCUGGGUUCACGUGCGCGUACACCGUUCAGUACGGCGACAACUCCCAGACUUUUGGUAAUCUCGCGAAGGAAACCAUCACUCUGUCGCCGCUGGCGCCGCCUGCCACCGGAGUCGUGUUCGGGUGCAGCGACAAGACCACCGGCCUACUCAGAGAUGAGAGCGUCGCCGGCCUGCUCGGCCUAGGCCGCGGCGACUCGUCCAUCCUCUCGCAGACACGGCGCACCAACGACGGCGGCGUCGUCUUCUCUUACUGCCUCCCGCCGCGAGGCAGCUCCGCCGGUUACCUCGUUAUCGGCGACGACGCUCCGCAGCCGUCGAACCUGACGUUCACGCCUCUGAAGACCGACAACCCUCGCCUGAGCUCCGUGUACGCGGUGGACCUCUCCAGCAUCUCCGUGAACGGCGCGGCCGUCCCUAUACCGGCAUCGGCGUUCUCCGAGGGGACGGUCAUCGACUCCGGCACCGUGAUCACGCACAUGCCGCGCGCCGCGUACCUCCCGCUGCGCGACGAGUUCCGGCGCCACAUGGGCGACUACACGAUGCUGCCGGAGGGGUCGGUGGGAGCCCUGGACACUUGCUACGACGUGACGGGGCUCGACGUCGUGACGGCGCCACGGGUGGCGUUCGAGUUCGGUGGCGGCGCGAGGAUGGACGUCGACGCGUCCGGGAUACUAUACGUUAUAGGUGCCUUGGGAGAAGCGGUGGCGUGCUUGGCCUUUUUGCCCAUGGAUUCCGUGGGUCUCGUCAUCAUUGGUAACAUGCAGCAGAGGGCGCACAAAGUUGUGUUCGAUGUGGCCGGCGGGAGGGUUGGGUUCGGACCAGGUGGAUGUAGUUGA
Messenger RNA from Setaria italica (foxtail millet), 1422 nucleotides. Its product is annotated as aspartyl protease family protein At5g10770-like. Gene Ontology annotation, biological process: proteolysis. The transcript is spliced from 2 exons. Gene Ontology annotation, molecular function: aspartic-type endopeptidase activity. The coding region runs from base 1 to 1422 and encodes 473 amino acids. The record is from RefSeq and is a predicted model, not a curated record. NCBI's taxonomy places the organism in Eukaryota, Viridiplantae, Streptophyta, Magnoliopsida, Poales, Poaceae.